Molecule: messenger RNA, 2321 nt
Organism: Filobasidium floriforme
Lineage: Eukaryota; Fungi; Basidiomycota; Tremellomycetes; Filobasidiales; Filobasidiaceae
Exons: 2
Coding region: 58-2226 (722 amino acids)
Source: RefSeq, a predicted model, not a curated record
CUUUGAGAUGAAUCUGUACGAAAUCGUCACAGCAUGAUUUAGAGCGUUAUAAACGAGAUGCCACCUGUCAAGUCUCGCAGGAAGGCCAACAAACCUUUCAGAUCCGCUCUUCCAAAACCUGACAAGAACGGGAUGAGGUUACCUCUCCCUGAUGAUCAACACUAUAGUGAAAGACACGACAAGAUCAUGGAACGCCGUCCCACCAAACAGAAAGCCGCUGCUACCGACACCUCUUCAUCAGUCCAACCUCUCCUCACUCGUCUCUCGUCGAUUCCGUCCGGAGACCCCUUCCUCUUCGCCUUCACCUCGGACGAACUCAAUGCCGAUACGGUUCAGGCUCUCCAUCACCGCAUCGACUAUUCAAAGACCGUCCGCGAAUUGACGCAAGCGGAAAAGAGCAGGAGCAUUCACUCCUCGGCCUCCAAGAGGAAGGCAGCUACAGAUAUCAAGGUUCACGGAACGAGCCAGAGGGAUAGGUGUUCCAAGUGUAAGCAGUCCGGAGAAAGGUGUAUCAAGGUGGUCCAAAAGUCCAAGUCGAUUGGGACGGCCAAGUGCGCACAUUGCGUAGCCGUGGGCAAGCCAUGCCUUUCGGGUUCACAGAUCCCCUUCGGUAACGACGACGAAUCCUUGUACGAGCCAGAAACCUUUGAGCAGAUGCUUAAGCUCGCUCUGGUUCCUGUCACGGGUGACGGGGAUGGAGUUGGUCACGGGGAUAGAGAUGACGAUGAGUACGGCAAGGUCUUGCGGGUAUGGGUCAAGGGCAAUGAUCGAACCGUCAGCCCGAACUCGCAAAAGAAAAAGGUCCUGCCGAAGUCAGACGAUGGAGAUGAUGAAGGAGAAGGAGUCGCUACCAACGGAAGGAUACCUGACGAAAGGAUUCACAUCGACGCCGAUCUCGAUGCAGGGGGAGAGAAUGCCCGUCUGGAUGUUACGGAGCAGGCUGGCGGGAUCGAGAAGGAACAGGCUGGCGGGGUCGAGAAGGAACAGGAGAACGGUAGACCGGGUGGGAAGGAGGCAACAGAUCUCGCUAGGUAUGGCAACCUGCCGCCGAGCAAAGCCGUAAUGGUCCAGGACAAACUGGAUCAGCCGGAUGCCAUUCAUACGGAUAGUCACAUCGCUAAGGGCAAUGUCACCGCGGAGAUGCCUACCCGGUCGCAAGAAUCGACGGUAAACCACACCGAUACGAGUACAGUGUCAGCUCGCUGGGAUGGAUAUGACAACGACGGGUUCUUCGAAGGCUUCGACGAUGCCUACCCCGCCUACGAACCGCCGGCUCACCAGGCGAUCCCGCCGAAAGCUGGUCCAGCACCGCCUUCCCUUGAAACCGGACCGAGUCGACCUACCGAACCGCUCUCGACGUUUCAGGAGAAGGACAGGGAAGCCGAAAAGGCAUCGGCGGACCCGUCGUCUACGGUUCAGAAAAGGAAAGCUGAAGACGGACUGGGCGAGGCAGACGGGAACGAGGACGAAAAUGAGAUAGACCCGGGUUCUCGCCCGUUGAAGAGGAAAAAGGUCGUCAGCGAUGUAGGCGCCAAAGCCGCCGAUGGUUCAGCACUUGGUUCGGAACAGGUCAACAGCACAUGUCGAGAGCAAACCGAGAAAGCCAUCGUCGGUCGGCAAGAGGAAGUUGUUGCGUCUGGACCUAGCUCGGAGCGACAGAACGCUGCUAGCAGCCAGGCUGAAGAAGCCGAUAACCCCGAACCUGCCCAUAAACAGGUCCUCAGACCUCGUCAAGAGGCGUUCGAAGAGAUCGACAGUCCUCAUCCAGAGGAAAUUGAUACCUCGAAACCUCGCCUGAAGGAAGUCGUCGGCAUGCGCCACCUCGGCCUUUCCUACGAAGCUAAACCGAGCGGCAAUGUCGGGCUUGAGGAAGAGAUGCGCUUAUACGAAGAGCAAUUCCAGAAGUCGUGGCGGUCCCGGAUAUCCAAACCUUUGUCAACUCACCUCGAUCUCAAUGGUAUGAUCAACGAACAAAGCGAUCGGAAAAGUGACGGAAAGGAGGAACAACCCGAGGACAGUAGACUGAUGUUUGCGGAGGGAAGGGAUGGGCCUGAUGAUGGACGAGUGGGGCGAGUUGAUGGGUCGAAAGCCGAACAGAUGCAGGUUGAUGAGGAUGACGACUCAGAGAGUGCUGAAGAGGACAGGGAUGACCCGAUGGAGAGCGAUGAAGAGGAAAGUGAGAGUGAUGAUGCCGUGGUCCCACGUGCACCUAGCGAAGAAGUCUGAUGGCCUUGUUCAAACGAAGAACGAUACUGGAGAGCCUGUUGUAAGAGAUCCUCAAGGACAUGUCUCGCUGAUCCAUAUACCCAAUGCAGACCUGG